This is a messenger RNA of Penicillium concentricum, 1470 nucleotides long. Its product is annotated as phf1/phf2 family PHD finger domain-containing protein. NCBI's taxonomy places the organism in Eukaryota, Fungi, Ascomycota, Eurotiomycetes, Eurotiales, Aspergillaceae. The transcript has 2 exons. Bases 1 to 1470 code for a protein of 489 amino acids. The record is from RefSeq and is a predicted model, not a curated record.
AUGAGGGUCUCGGCGGCAUUCAUGGACCUCCCCGCCCCCGAUAUCAACCCGGGGCACCCCCAAAACGUUCAUGAGGGCAACAUAUUUGACCACGAGGGUGUCUCUGAGGGAAUCCAGCCACUACCAUCUCGUCUGGAUCUUGUGGCUGAUAAUAUACUCUGGGAAAGUUGGGGAUCACCAGCACCGCCUCAGGAAGAGGCAGUUUGCACAACAGCCGGGGCUACGGAAACGGGUCAGCAAAAUGUCAGUGCUGCCCUGGCUUCAAAUAGAACCCGAUCUGGCCGCCGUAUUACCCAGCCAGUUGUUCGAGAAACCGAGCCUGUGACAACAAAAGGGCCACCUGUCAAAGCAGCAGCAAAAAAGCGGAAGCGUCUGAACCGCCAGGUAAAUAUAAUUUGCACCGGCUGCUACCGAGGACACAGCCCCUCGAACAAUUUGAUUGUUCUAUGUGACUCAUGUGAUGCUCCGUGGCAUCAGAAAUGUCACAAUCCGAAUAUUGGUAAUGAGGUUAUCGAAAUCCCCGAGAUGGAUUGGGUUUGCAUCAAAUGUAAACCCGAGCAACGUCAGACAGCCCAGACCAAAUCCCAAAAGAAGGCUCCAACGAAUGUGAAAAAGGUUGGACGCCCAAAGAAACAGCCUGUGUCUGUACCUCAAAUUGGUGGAAAUUAUUAUUCAGAAGAAGAACGACGGGCGUAUCUGUCAUCUCUUUCGCAUGAUUCGCUAGUCCAGCUUAUAGUGAAAGUCUCGAAUGAGUGGCCGUCGGUUCCUAUCUUUCCCCACGACAUGCAACCCGUGACUGAUUUCACACCAUCACCUUCUGCGACGCCACACAAUAAUCGGGCCUCCAAACCUACACCGAAGAAAAACCCCCCUUCUGCAUUGCUGGAUUGGGGAAGUCUGGAACCACCGUCCGAGAACGUUAACGCUAUGGAUCCAAACCAGCAGAUGGGUCAGGCUUCUGAUACCAUAACCCCCGGAGUUACUGCCCUGGAUGCCGAUAAAAUCUUUGCUGCAAUGGUUUCCGAUGCUGCUCCCGACCCUGCCCCCCAGCGGCUCUUGCCUUCUACCACGGCAACUUCGCAGACCCCUUCUAGGGCCGCGCGGAGGGCUACAUCUCGAGCUGCGCCUGCAGCUAGACGCGCUCGUAAGGCCUCGUUCGUUUCCUCGAACUCCGACCUUCUCACCGACGACGAGUCAUCAUACUCCCAAUCUCGACUACAAUCUCCUACUCCAUCCGCGUCUCAGUCUUCACAAGUCGGAUCCCAGCAUGAAUCGGACUAUGACCCUGAAGAUUACCGUGCUUAUCCUGAAGCUGACCAGGGCUUUCAGGUGCCAUUGACCCCGAGCGAUCUCGACAUCAUGGCAGAGGAUAAGGAUUGCCCUACCUUCAGUCAUUCUAUCCGAGGCUCGGCUAAAGAGGCCCAGAGUAAGAAGCCUCAUUCACCACUGCCUCAGCGCAAGCAGUGGUGA